Bufo bufo (common toad) is the source of this 1434-nucleotide messenger RNA. RefSeq names its product zinc finger protein OZF-like. NCBI's taxonomy places the organism in Eukaryota, Metazoa, Chordata, Amphibia, Anura, Bufonidae. Gene Ontology annotation, biological process: negative regulation of transcription by RNA polymerase II. The record is from RefSeq and is a predicted model, not a curated record. The transcript has 3 exons. Bases 1 to 1347 code for a protein of 448 amino acids. Gene Ontology annotation, molecular function: DNA-binding transcription repressor activity, RNA polymerase II-specific.
AUGGUCCUUGACCUACAGACAUAUGUGAGGGGUCAUGAGCAGAAUAUAGAGGACAUUCCUACAGAUAACCGCCCAGAUGACAGUACAAGGAACUCAGAGGAACAUCUGAUAUCUUCUGAUUUUAAAGUAGAUGAUUGUGGUGUCACACGAGAUACAUAUGAAGAACAUAUCAAUAUUCAAGAUAUACCCUCAUCCAUUCAAAGCAAAUAUUUAUCAUCUGAUCCCUUUAAACAUGCUAGAUUUUCUGAUUCAUCACAGACUGUAACAAAAAAUAAAAGUCACAGAAGAGAUGAACAUCAAACAGCUCACAUAAGAGAGAAACAAUUUUCUUGUUCAGAAUGUGGGAGAUGUUUUAACCAGAAAUCAGAUCUUGGUAGACAUCAGAGAAUUCACACAGGGGAGAAGCCAUUUUCAUGUUCAGAAUGUGGAAAAUGUUUUCACCGGAAAUCAUAUCUUGUUGCACAUCUUAGAAUUCACACAGGGGAAAAGCCAUUUUCAUGUUCAGAAUGCGGAAAAUUGUUUACCCAGAAGUCAUCUCUUAUUAUGCAUCAGAAAAACCACACAGGGGAGAAGUCAUAUUCGUGUUUAGAAUGUGGAAAAUGUUUUCAACGGAAAUCACAUCUUGUUACACAUCAGAAAAUUCACACAGGGCAGAAGCCAUUUUUGUGUUCAGAAUGUGGGAAAUGUUUUGCUUUAAAAAGAUAUCUUUUUAGGCAUCGGAAAAUUCACACAGGAGAAAAGCCAUAUUCAUGCUCUGAAUGUGGGAAAUGUUUUGCUGUAAAAGAAAAUCUUGUUGGGCAUCAGACAAUUCAUACUGGAAAUAAGCCAUAUUUAUGUUCAGAAUGUGGCAAAUGUUUUGCUGCUAGAAAAGAACUUGUUAAGCAUCAGAGAAUUCACACAGGAGAAAAGCCAUAUUCAUGCUCUGAAUGUUGGAAACGUUUUUCUGUUAAAAACGAUCUUGUUGGGCAUCAGAGAGUUCACACAGGGGAGAAGCCAUAUUCAUGUUCAGAAUGUGGGAAAUGCUUUGCCCUCAAAGGCAAUCUUCUCGUACAUCAACGAAAUCACACAGGAGCAAAGCCGCUUUUAUGUUCAGAAUGUGGGAAAGGUUUUAACCAUAAAUCAGAUCUUGUUGUACAUCAGAGAAUUCACACAGGGGAGAAGCCAUUUUCCUGUUCAGAGUGUGGAAGAUGUUUUAACCAUAAAUCAGCUCUUGUUAGACAUCAGAGAACUCACACAGGAGAGAAGUCGUUUUCAUGUUCAGUAUGUAGGAAAAGUUUUAACUAUAGAUCAGCUCUUGUUAGACAUCAGAAAAUUCACACAAGAGAGAAACCAUUUUCCUGUUCAUAGUGACCAUAAAAAAAAUUCACACAAGGGAGCCAUAUUCAUGUUUAGAAUGUGGGGAGAAGGUGUUUUAAGUUCAGAAUGUGGGAAAUG